Syngnathus typhle (broad-nosed pipefish) is the source of this 4614-nucleotide messenger RNA. It is a transcript of the gene idua, whose product is annotated as alpha-L-iduronidase. Gene Ontology annotation, molecular function: L-iduronidase activity. Gene Ontology annotation, biological process: carbohydrate metabolic process. NCBI's taxonomy places the organism in Eukaryota, Metazoa, Chordata, Actinopteri, Syngnathiformes, Syngnathidae. The record is from RefSeq and is a predicted model, not a curated record. The transcript is spliced from 15 exons. The coding region runs from base 221 to 2170 and encodes 649 amino acids.
CAAAUGACGUCAUUAAGCAGCUAACUUCAACCGCGUUCCUCUUCGAGUGCUUUUUGGGAGGUUCUUGACCUAUCAAGCCCUGUUUUAUUUGUAUGUGUGUUUUAUUACAGGCGUUGCGAAAGUUUUUCUUAGAUAACUGAUUUCUUAUAAUGAUUUCACUUAUUUUUGAUUGGGAGCUUUCAAGCGCAAAUUCCUAAAGUUGCUCAGCUCUUUUUCAGAAAUGCUGAAAACAUUGCUUGCCUUUGCGUUCAUUGUUUGUAUCACAGACGCUUCUUCCGAUUCUUUUGUCAUCAACGUUGACCUUGGAAAACCGGUAGCACCUUUGAAACACUUCUGGAGAAGCACUGGUUUCUGUCCUCCUCUUCCCCACACUCAGGCACACUACUUUGAUCUGAGCGUUGACCAGCAACUGAACCUUGCCUACGUGGGCUCCGUCCCACAUGGAGGGAUUCAGCAGGUCCGAAUACACUGGCUGAUGGAGCUGAUCACAGCCCAAGAUGUUGGAGGCCAACCCAAAUACAAUUUUACAAAACUGGACCAGCUAAUGAAUCUCUUAUGGAUUAAUGGACUCCGGCCAGGUUUUGAACUGAUGGGCAGCGUCUCUAAUUAUUUCAGUGACUUUGAAGACAAAGCUCAAGUGUUCAAGUGGAGGAAUCUAGUUCAUCUCAUAGCCAAGAGGUACAUCGAAAAAUAUGGUCUUGGAAGUGUUUCUCAGUGGAACUUUGAAACAUGGAACGAGCCCAACAACCAUGACUUUGACAAUGUCAGCAUGUCAAUUCAAGGGUUUUUAAAUUAUUACGAUGCCUGUUCGGAGGGUCUGCGGGCUGCCAGCAACUUGCUUAAGUUUGGGGGUCCAGGAGACUCAUGUCACUCAUCGCCACGCUCGCCUUACUGCUGGGCCAUGCUUCAACACUGCUACAAUGGCACCAACUACUUCACUGGAGAAACGGGCAUUCGGAUGGACUAUAUCGCUCUGCACAAGAAGGGAGGUGGUUACUCUUUACCCAUCCUCCAGCAGGAAAUGCAGACCGUGGGAGAGAUCCAAGAACUUUUCCCUGGGUUUCGGAAUCACCCUGUGUACAAUGAUGAGGCAGAUCCGCUGGUGGGCUGGUCCCGGCCUCAGGAGUGGAGAGCGGAUGUGACCUACGCUGCCAUGGCCAUCAAGGUGAUCAGCCAGCAUCAGGAUAUAAUGUGUGCAAAUGCAAGCAUCAACUACACGCUGCUGAGCAACGACAACGCCUUCCUCAGCUACCAUCCUCACCCCUUCACGCAGCGCACUUUGACCGCUCGCUUCCAGGUCAAUAACACGCAACCUCCUCACGUGCAGCUCGUCAGGAAGCCCAUCCUUACCGUCAUGGGCCUUCUGGCUCUGCUAGGCGAGACUCAGGUCCUGGCACAGGUUUUGAACUCCUCAGGAUCUGAUGAUGCCUACAGUGGAAACGUGGGCGUUCUCGCAAGUAGCCACCAACCGGAAAUCCCCGGAGGAUCAGACAGCUGGCAGGCCGCCUUGCUGGUCUACAGCAGUGACGACAACCGCACGUCUACCAGCACUCAUAUCGUCACCGUGUCGCUGAAAGGACUGGAGCCGCGCACAGGUCUUGUAUAUGUCACGUAUCUAAUGGACAAUAACGUGAGCAACCCCUAUCAACAAUGGCAGAACAUGGGAAGCCCCGUCUACCCUACGACAGAGCAGUUCACAAAGCUCAGGAAUGUCCAGGACCCUCUCGUUGACGGACCCUGGCCGGUGCCUAUGGGUGACACUCUGACUUUGAAAACAAGACUGCACGUUCCCUCUGUGCUGCUGUUACAUGUAUGUGCCCGACCUAAAACGUCUCUAAACCAGGUCAAUGGUUUGCGCUUCAUCAGGAUCACCAAAGGCCAAGUCCUCAUUAUCUGGUCUGAUGACUGUGUUGAUUCCAAAUGCAUUCGCACCUUUGAAGUGGAGCACUCUGCAAAUCAGAAGGACUUCAGCAGGAUUAAUAGCCACAACACCAUUUUCACAUCAUUUGUUUAUUCACCUGAACAUGAACCAGAAGCAUGCACGAUGUUGACCCAGUCAAUUCAGAGAAGCAAGAUAUUCCUCACUCAUGGCAUCGAGAUCGACCGGCAAAGUGUGUUUUGUGAAGCUGUCCACCACGCAGCUGGCCAAGCUGUGCUCCACGCUGGCUAGCAGCAGCAUGACCACGGCAAACAUUUGGAAAUCCAUCCUAGACAAAGACAAGUGAACAUUAGUUGGCUUCACAUUUCAAAUGAAGUUUCUGGAGCUGGUUCUCAUUUCUGGACUCUCAAUUUACCUUGAAGGGGGAGCAGCAAGUUGGAAGCUGCAAGGUCCAGUUCAGAAUUGUGAGCAACAAGGCGGCAUUGCAGUUUUUAUACCCGAAGUGCGCCUGACUCCGUUUAUUUUCAUGUCUUGAACCUAAAUAUGGAGUGUAAAUCUACCCUUAAUCCAUUUAACCAAAUCCCGCCCGUCGUAAUCUGGUGAGCCCUCGCAUUCAGCAGUGUUUAGGCUUUAUGUAAUUGUUUGCAGAGUCACAUAAUAACAUGCAUAAUGAUUCGUGUGCUGGGGUGGGUCAAGGACCAGACAGGUCCACAUGGCCGUAUUUAGUGUUUACAUGAGAUUUAUUUUGGGCCUGAAGGUUCUACGUGUUAAAUGAAAGCUUGAAAUCAUGGGUGUCAAAUUAAUUUUCCGUGUGAGCCAAAAUGGUAGUUACGGUUUCCUUCAGAGGGUCAUGAUGAAUAUGAUCACUGCACUAUAUUAUUGAUUAUUACACUGGUCAACCCAUUGACAUCAGUGCUUCCCCAGUCAUGAACCUCACCGCAUGUCACUUAAAUUGUCCCCGCUUGAGCAUUGUGAUAGACUGAUGACCAAUCCACUUCUUGUCCAAAGUCAGUCCAAAUUGCACACAAGUUCUGUUAAUUAUGAAGCCAUUUUUAUAAAGAAUAAGACAAAGUGUUUUCUGGUGGCUAGUUUUAAGAUUAACUCACUCAAGGUAACCGUAAUGUUAUGUUAGCGGAGGUUCAGGCGUUCACGUCUCAAUUGUUCUGUUAAGUAGCGUCUAUAAAUAGUGGCAGGCUUACGACGACGUGCAGUUGGAUCCUAUAAACUAUCCUAUAAACUUUUUUUUUUUUACCUCCUCACAGGUCAAAUAUAACCCUAUCAUAUUAUUAUAACAACAAAUUGAGGGAUGCCAAAAUUUGGACUUAUAAAUCAUGGAAACUAGUUUUAUUUAGCAAAAAUUAAGACAAUUUGCAAGUCACUUAUGUUCACUCCAGCUGAUCUAGACUCAUCUUGAAAUUUCAAUUCAAAGCUAUAAUAAUAUGAAGUUUGCUGAUACUAACACUAUAAAUUUCCCUCAAUAUUUCUGAGCAACUAUUUUUGACUACGGAAGCUGAGCACUAAGUCUAGCCAUAGAAUAAAUAGCUUUGUACAGCUAUUGUUGGCAACUUGCAGUGAGGUGUUAGCUAAGUCUGAUUGCUGGCUUGGGCUGAUCCAGUUGAAGAGGCACACCUUCUUAACCAGACGUGACCUCACGUUGUCUGGACCGGCGUCAUGUCAGGUCGCCGUCAACGGAGACCAGUCACAUUACAACUCUUGGAUACUGACUUUCCUCUGUAUUUGAGUGUUUGGCAACUCGCUUGAAAUAGUACAUUUAGAUUAUCAUUGUUUUUGUGUUUUUGUUCUGUGCUGGGCGGGUCGGUGGGGCACUGGGUAGCACAUCCGCCUCACAGUUAGGAGGGUGCGGGUUCGAUUCCACCUCCGGCCCUCCCUGUGUGGAGUUUGCAUGUUCUCCCCGGGCCCGCGUGGGUUUUCUCCGCGCACUCCGGUUUCCUCCCACAUCCCAAAAACAUGCUUGGUAGGCUGAUUGAGCACUCCAAAUUGUCCCUAGGUGUGAGUGUGCAUGGUUCGUUUCUGUGUGCCCUGCGAUUAGCUGGCAACCGGUUCAGGGUGUCCCCCGCCUACUGCCCGAUGACAUUGGGAUAGGCUCCGGCACACCCGUGACCCCCGAGGAGACUAAGCAGUACAGAAAAUGGAUGGAUGGAUGUUUUGUGCUGUGCCAUUACGUGUCUCUUAAAUGGGUGCCUCGGCUGGUUGUCACUAUAUGUGCCCUAUGAUUAAGUGACAACCAGUGCAGGGAGAAGUCUGCCCUUCACCCAAAGCUAACUUGGAUGAACUCCAAGCAAACAAAAUGAAUGAAUGGAAAACUGAGUCAUCAAAUUUCCAUGCACAUCUUUGCAGUGAAAAUAUUUGAGAUUAAUAGGGCAGCUCAAUCAAAUGAUAAGGAAUCUGGUCUUUCCAAAAAAAAAAAAAAAAAAGCAACUUCAUAUUAAUGAUACCACUCUUACAUUUAUUCAAGCAAACCCACAGACUGAGCAAAUUGUGGUCUCUUACAUACAAAUUGAAACCUGACAUUGUUUAGGAGUGCAUUUUACAAUUAAUGUAACAGUUGGAUGGGAAAACAGUGGCGGGGGGGUCUGUAACCAGCCCCCAUUUGCAAGAUCGAAUUAUUUACAUAAUUACUGUUAAAACAGGAGCAGAAACAGGCAAUGCAGAGAAAUAAAUUAUUCUACACAAUAUCUACAACAUGGGAGCGUGUGAAUGGUUCAGCACCGACA